CAACCUCAACCUCCCGUCUUCUACCGCUUUCGACAGGUCGCCCAAAACAGACUAGCGUCACCUCCGUCCUUUUUUUCUCCGUUCAAAUUUUUCUUCUUCACAUUUCCUCCCAAUUCAACAUCUCCUCAACAUCUCAUUAUCUCCCCCAUUCCCAUCUUCUCCCACCCGCCCUUCUGUUUAACUCCUUUCCCUUCUCAUCUGUAAUACUAUUGUCUCUAUAUUCUCACUUUGUAUUUUAUUUUCGAUCCCUUAAUACUUUGAUUAUCCUCUCAUAAUGCUUGCGUCCCGGUUCUCCCGUGCGCUUCCUCGCGCUGCCCCCUCUUUUGCCCGUUCAUCCACCUAUAAACUUCCCUCUACAUCCUUCCGGAGAUGGAACUCGACAGAAGGGGGAGAGGAGAAGGUGAAGGGCCAGGUCAUUGGUAUUGACUUGGGUACCACCAACUCUGCUGUUGCUGUCAUGGAGGGAAAGACCCCAAGAAUCAUUGAAAACGCUGAAGGUGCACGGACAACUCCAUCUGUUGUUGCUUUCACCAAAGAUGGCGAGCGACUCGUUGGUAUUGCUGCCAAGCGUCAAGCUGUCGUUAACCCUGAGAACACCCUCUUCGCCACUAAGCGUUUGAUUGGACGCAAAUUCACUGAUCCCGAGUGCCAGCGAGACUUGAAGGAGGUUCCUUACAAGAUCGUUCAACACACCAACGGCGACGCUUGGGUUGAGGCUCAGGGCCAGAAAUACUCGCCUUCCCAAAUCGGAGGUUUCGUCCUCCAAAAGAUGAAGGAGACUGCUGAAGCUUAUCUCGGCAGACCUGUGAAGAACGGUGUCGUCACUGUUCCUGCCUACUUCAAUGAUUCACAGCGUCAAGCUACCAAGGAUGCUGGUCAAAUCGCCGGUCUCAACGUGCUUCGCGUUGUCAACGAGCCUACCGCCGCUGCUCUUGCGUACGGUCUUGAGCGUGAGCAGGAUCGUGUGGUCGCUGUCUACGAUCUUGGCGGAGGUACCUUCGAUAUCUCUAUUCUUGAAAUCCAAAAGGGUGUGUUCGAAGUGAAGUCCACCAACGGCGAUACCCAUCUCGGUGGUGAGGACUUCGAUAUCACCCUUGUUCGCAACGUUGUUCAACAGUUCAAGAAAGAGUCCGGUCUUGAUCUCUCCGGUGACCGCAUGGCUAUCCAGCGUAUCCGUGAGGCUUCUGAGAAGGCUAAGAUCGAACUGUCGUCUGCUCUCCAAACCGAAAUCAACCUUCCCUUCAUCACUGCUGAUGCUUCCGGUGCCAAACACAUCAACUCGAAGAUGACUCGUGCCCAGCUCGAGGCUCUCGUGGAACCUCUGAUUGCCCGAACCGUCGAGCCCGUGCGAAAGGCAUUGAAGGAUGCCAACCUCCAAGCUAAGGACAUCCAGGAGGUCAUCCUCGUUGGUGGUAUGACUCGUAUGCCCAAGGUUACCGAAUCCGUGAAGAGUAUCUUCGGCCGUGAGCCCGCCAAAUCUGUCAACCCAGAUGAGGCCGUUGCCAUUGGUGCCGCUGUUCAGGGUGCUGUUCUCGCUGGUGAGGUCACGGAUGUUCUCCUCCUUGAUGUUACCCCUCUCUCUCUUGGUAUUGAGACCCUUGGAGGUGUCUUCACCCGCCUGAUCAACCGCAACACGACCAUCCCUACCAAGAAGUCUCAGACCUUCUCCACUGCUGCCGAUUUCCAGACUGCCGUCGAGAUCAAGGUCUACCAAGGUGAGCGUGAGCUCGUUCGCGACAACAAGCUCCUUGGAAACUUCCAACUUGUUGGAAUCCCCCCUGCACACCGUGGCGUCCCUCAAAUCGAAGUCACCUUUGACAUUGACGCCGACUCCAUCGUCCACGUCCACGCCAAGGAUAAGGCCACCAACAAAGAUCAGUCCAUCACCAUCGCUUCCGGCUCCGGUCUCUCUGACUCUGAGAUCCAGAACAUGGUUGACGAUGCUGAGAAAUAUGGUGCCCAGGAUAAAGAGCGCAAGGCCGCCAUUGAGGCUGCCAACCGUGCCGACAGCGUCUUGAACGAUACUGAGAAGGCCCUUAAGGACUUCGAGGACAAACUCGACAAGACUGAAGCUGACCAGAUCAGAGAGAAGAUUGCCGCUCUGCGUGAGGUCGUUGCUAACAGCCAAUCAGGCGAGGCCUCCAUCACCGCUGAGGAAAUGAAGGCUAAGGUUGACGAGCUCCAGAACGCCAGUCUCACCCUCUUCGACAAGAUGCACAAGGCCCGUUCCGAGGAAGGCCAGCAACAACAACAACAACAAUCGACUGAGAACCAACAGGGUGGCGAGGGCGAGAAGAAGCCAUAAAAAUCUGCAUGUCAUCUUGAAAUCUAAGGGAGAAAAACGAAAGGCAAUUAACCGAUAUUUCUUUUUCCUUUUCUUCGCAUGAAUUUAUUUCCUUUGUCAUUUAGAGGUUCUUUUUCCUUCUUGUGAAUUUUCCCUCUCCUAUCUUUGUCAUCAUUCUCCCAUUUCAUUUCGUUUCCAUGUACACAUACCAGCCUUGUUGCGUUCUUUCCAUUUAACGCGCCCCAUACUUGGUGUUGGAGUUUGUUUAUCUUACGUGUGUUUUACUUUACUUCCUCUGCAUAAUUAACCAUCGUCAUCUUAUCCUCUUCUCGACAAAAUGUUUUAUCUAUAUGAUUUUUUUGUUCACGGUCACCACGGAAUUUGGGAGGGGGAAGAAGGCGAGAAACCCUGGCUUUUCUGCGAUUUUUUCUUAGUUUGUUUUUCCUACUUUUCCUUUCAUUUUUUGUCAAAUGGGUGAGGAGCGUGGCGGGUAAAACAAAAGGCAAAAAAAGAAGUAUCUGGUGUUAUUUCUCUGGAUGUCGGACGAAAAGUGAGCAGGGAAACGGGGGAGGUGAAAGGUGGUCGGACUUAACCAUAAUCCAACCGAGUCAGGAGCCGAUCCAUCCAUGUCUGCGCUGGCGCAUCUCAUUGUAUAGCGGACAACGGCGUCUGGAUGAGCAUGGUUUGGGUGGGAUUGGUUUGAGUUAGGAUGGAUGGGAUGGUAGAAGUGCAGCUUUACAUAUCAACCACCGUCUUGCCCUCAACUCUCGACUCUCCUUGAAACCCACCCCGCCUUUUCCGCUAUCGAAUGAUUAGAAUAUAGCAAUUCUCCUCUCUUAUAAUUUAUCAGUUGGCUUUCAUAUAGCAUUUCUAUUUCCGUGAACUAUUCCGUCCUUCUGGUGCUUCUCUCCCUUAUGCUUUUCUCUCCUCUUCCCACUCUCACUUGCCGUGUUCGGUAUUUCCCCUGUAGUCCUGAUUCACAUGCGGGAUAGCCGUCAGUCCAACUCGCUACCGUUAUACCUUGUAUCCCCCAUUCCCUAACUUCCCUCCACUCCGCCUUGUAUAUAUAUGUUUGGAAACUUGUAAUAUGCAAAUUCACAGUUGAUAUGUUAUCACUACCGAAUUUGCUUCUAGUACUACGUACUGAAAGUGAACAAACAAAUCAUAGCCCACUCAGCUGAGAAUACAUCUGCACUUUCACAGUCAGUUAUAGUUAACCCAGUUCCCACAGGCAAAGUCUUCCUAAUUCACUCUCCCCAUCUGUGAAUGCAUAUAUUACAACGGCCCCAACUCACUUAAUUCAUCUAAAGAGAAACAUCGAGUUGGCACGCAGCUUUUCAUAUCAUCAACACUUCCCCUUCGCAACGUGCGCCCGCCCCAUUCACUCCUUCCACUCACUAAAUUUGCACGAAUUCGUCUCUAGGAAUCGAACCAAUUAGGAGAUAGGAGCAACGGAUAAAAGAUAAAAAGGCGAGAACAUACGCCUUUUAUCUCACUGCUCAGUUUGCUAGUUUGCAAUUUCAGCCACCCUUCAUACUACUACCCCUUCAUAUACUUCGCUUCAUACAGAGCAUAUCAAUUCCCAUCCCUCGAAACAGCGGCAGACUCAACAUCCAGAUACCGAAAGGAGCAAAAGGAAGACGAGAGGCUAGCCCGUUCUAAAACAAGCAAAAUCAGCAACA
Messenger RNA from Blastomyces gilchristii SLH14081, 3966 nucleotides. Its product is annotated as hsp70-like protein. Gene Ontology annotation, biological process: cellular response to unfolded protein; protein refolding. The coding region runs from base 275 to 2305 and encodes 676 amino acids. Gene Ontology annotation, molecular function: ATP binding; heat shock protein binding; misfolded protein binding. The transcript has 4 exons. NCBI's taxonomy places the organism in Eukaryota, Fungi, Ascomycota, Eurotiomycetes, Onygenales, Ajellomycetaceae. Gene Ontology annotation, cellular component: mitochondrion; cytoplasm. The record is from RefSeq and is a predicted model, not a curated record.